This is a messenger RNA of Pseudophryne corroboree (corroboree frog), 1891 nucleotides long. It is a transcript of the gene SSTR1, whose product is annotated as somatostatin receptor 1. The coding region runs from base 530 to 1633 and encodes 367 amino acids. The transcript has a single exon. The record is from RefSeq and is a predicted model, not a curated record. Gene Ontology annotation, cellular component: neuron projection; plasma membrane. Lineage: Eukaryota; Metazoa; Chordata; Amphibia; Anura; Myobatrachidae. Gene Ontology annotation, biological process: cellular response to estradiol stimulus; neuropeptide signaling pathway. Gene Ontology annotation, molecular function: somatostatin receptor activity; neuropeptide binding.
UGCCCCUGAGCUAUGUUUUCUCCAGCUUUUGUUGCCAUAACUGCUUCUGAUGCUUUUAGAUCAGUGAAUCACUCAGACACUGCUCCUCCUUCAGCUCCUGCUUUCACAGCUACUGACGAACGAAAACUGCAGCUCCAGAGAUUUCAUGCUAUUGUUGGGCACAGAGAAUAUUGUGAGCAUCUGGCAGCAGACCUCAAAAGCUUUUUCAGUUCUAUGCAUUCCAAAGUAGAAUAAGCACGACUGGCAGUAGUUCUCGGAAGUCUGUGACAUAGUCUCUGCGGUCUUGCUGGACUCACACCUUAGUGACUUUUGCUGUCAUGGACUAAGAAGAAAACAAAAUGACAAGUUGAAAUCUCUGCUGAGAGGCUUUAAACCUUCUUGGCUGCAUGUUUUAUUCAACAAUUCACAGAUGUGCAGCAAUGUCAGACUUUAAACCACCAAAGAUUCUGUUUGUCUGCAACUUGGAUAACUUUAAAAAUCUAAAUUAGGUGUUGUUCUACAAACCCCUGUUUUCAAACUGAUUAUCAAGAUGUUGCUAAACAGCACACCCACAGUAAUGAUGGAGUUCUUGGAAAAUGCAUCGAUUUGGAAUAGCAGCUCUCGGAAUAGCACUUCUGCAGAGUCUCCAGGAAUUGCCAUCUUUAUCUCAUUUGUAUACUCCUUAGUUUGCAUUAUAGGGUUGUGUGGUAACUCUAUGGUGAUUUAUGUUAUCUUGCGUUACGCCAAGAUGAAAACUGCUACUAACAUCUACAUUUUGAACUUGGCCAUUGCAGAUGAACUCCUUAUGCUGAGUGUGCCCUUUCUGGUGACAUCUACUCUUCUUCGUCACUGGCCAUUUGGCUCACUCCUUUGUAGGUUGGUUCUCAGCUUGGAUGCCAUGAACAUGUUUACCAGUGUCUAUUGUUUGGCUGUUCUCAGUUUGGACCGAUACGUGGCAGUUGUGCAUCCUAUUAGUGCUGCACGCUACAGAAGGCCAAGUGUGGCAAAAAUGGUAAAUCUUGGAGUUUGGCUCUUUUCAAUUCUGAUCAUCCUGCCCAUCGUAAUCUUCUCCAGCACUGCACCCAACAGUGAUGGGACAGUAGCUUGCAAUGUGCACAUGCCUGAACCCUCGCAACGUUGGGUGGUGGUCUUCGUUCUGUACACAUUUCUGAUGGGAUUUCUACUCCCUAUGGCAGCCAUAUGUCUCUGUUAUAUUCUCAUCAUCACUAAAAUGAGAGUUGUAGCACUGAAAGCUGGUUGGCAGCAACGCCGCAGAUCUGAGCGCAAACUCACCCUCAUGGUGACUGUAGUAGUAACGGUUUUUGUGGUCUGUUGGAUGCCCUUCUAUGUAGUGCAACUAGUGGGAGUUUUUGCCAGGAAGGGGGACACCACCAUCAGUCAGCUUUCUGUGGCACUUGGAUAUGCCAACAGUUGUGCCAAUCCUUUUCUGUAUGGGGUUCUGUCAGACAAUUUUAGACGGUCUUUCCAGAAAGUGUUGUGCCUUAGUUGGAUGGAAAAUGCCACAGAAGAGCCAGUGGACUAUUAUGCCACUGCCCUAAAAAGUAGGGCAUAUAGUGCUGAGGACCUACAGAAUGGCAUGUUGACAACUGGCAGCACAUAUCGUAAUGGGACUUGCAGCUCUAGGACCCAUUAGAAUUAAUUAAUGUGUUGGAAAUACUAAGACUGUUCCGUAUACAUUGUCUAACAUCUGAAGAAUUACAAGUAAUGUAUACUGUACAUGUAUCUUAUGCUCUUGGGAGAACAAUUAUGAACACUGGAUAUAUGUACACAUAGAAACUGGAAAACUCCUAUUACAUUAAAUUAUUUAUUUUAAUAUGUUGUUACUGUAUAUACAAAUUACCAUUUUGCACUGUUGUACUGUAUAUAAUGAAUAAAAUCAGCAAAAGUCAAA